CCUGCUCCGCCCGCUGCACGGCCGCGGCCGCGACGGAUUGGCAGCACCGCAGGCCGUCGAUCACCGCGUCCAGCCGUGGCAGGUCCCGCGGCCACUGCGGCGCCUCGGCGCCCGCAUGCGUGCCGCCGGCGCCCGCGGCGGGGGCGGCCAGCAGCAGCUGCCGCCGCGCGGCCUCGGCGGAGGCGACGGCGGCCUCGAGGCGGGCGGCGGCGGCGCGGACGGCCAAGUGCAGGCGGCGCACUAG
Messenger RNA from Monoraphidium neglectum, 244 nucleotides. RefSeq lists its product as hypothetical. The transcript has a single exon. Lineage: Eukaryota; Viridiplantae; Chlorophyta; Chlorophyceae; Sphaeropleales; Selenastraceae. The annotation marks the transcript as partial. The record is from RefSeq and is a predicted model, not a curated record.